Cololabis saira (Pacific saury) is the source of this 5286-nucleotide messenger RNA. It is a transcript of the gene apln, whose product is annotated as apelin. NCBI's taxonomy places the organism in Eukaryota, Metazoa, Chordata, Actinopteri, Beloniformes, Belonidae. Bases 589 to 819 code for a protein of 76 amino acids. Gene Ontology annotation, biological process: signal transduction. The transcript is spliced from 3 exons. The record is from RefSeq and is a predicted model, not a curated record. Gene Ontology annotation, molecular function: hormone activity; apelin receptor binding.
CCAACUAGUCCUCUUAUCCGAGGAGAGCGGGACUCACACGCUCAGAGACGCGCUGACAGACAGACCUGCGAGCUGACUUCCAGCGCAUUCACAGCUUCACUGAACUUGGUUCAUGCUGCCGCUUCUCUGACAGAAGAAAAGAAGACGCACACACACACACAGGCACACACGCACUGAUCUCUGUGGGAGAGCUCAGAUAAAGACGUGCCUUCAGUCUUGGAGUGGCGCUGUCACACACUGAUUUACAAAUACAAUUUUAGACAAAUACACACACACAGCCAGGAAAGCCACCACACUCCACACACACACAUUCCCAAAAAUUGACACACUCUUCUCGCAGACACACACUCACACAGGGGAGCAAACAGUCUCUCUCUCUCUCUCUCUCUCUCUUGCUCUCUCUCUCUCUCUCUCUUGCUCGCUCAGCUGCUCUCCCUCUCCCUCCCCCUCCCAUCCACACACACACACACACACACACACUCUCACACACACGCACACACACACACACACAUACACACACACACAUACACGCACACCACUACAGUAUAUCAGCGAGUGACUAGCAGAAAGCCAGAGGGGAGUGCAGAAAUGAAUGUGAAGAUCCUGACGCUGGUGAUUGUGCUCUUGGUGUCUCUGCUGUGUUCUGCCAGUGCUGGUCCCAUGGCCUCCACAGAGCACGGCAAAGGACUGGAAGAGGCAGCUACAGUGAGAAAAAUGGUCCAACAAAAUCCUGCGAGAGGCGGCCAAGCCCAAAGACCAGGCUGGAAGAGAAGGCGCCCACGGCCCCGUCUUUCCCACAAGGGGCCCAUGCCAUUCUAGAGCAAGGCAUUGCUUUGAGCGCCCUCCCCUAGGUUCUGAUUUCUAUGCUCUUCCUUUGCCUUGGGGGGCCUUGCAAUGAAGGGCCUACGCUUGCCCAGCCUGAAGAGUGAUGUCCAUAGCACCUGCUGGUUCUUCAAGCAACUCUGUCCACAAAAAAUCCAGGACAAGCCGCUCACCCUCAGCUCUAGGAAGAAUAAGGGGCAGGGAAAGGGGUGGGAGGGGGUAUUUAGCCCGAGCUACCAGACUCUAUUUCUCUGUCUCUCUCUUUCUUGUACUCCCUCACUCCUUAUCUAUCUCUGUCAUCUCCCAAGCGAUUUUUCUUUUCCGUUUUCCUAAUUUUUGUUUAUGAGCCCAAUCAUAGCGAUCUCCCUGAGUGUCUCACACACUUUGCAUGACAUGUGGUGGAGAGGGAGCCCGGUCAAAACAAUCUGAGUCUUUUAAAGCAUCUGUCACCUCUCCAGGACGUGGUAUUUGCAUGUCUCAGAUUCAAGGUUACAGCAGCUGCUGAUUUCUUUGCUGUGUAGCUUCUUAACAGCUUUACUAGAGGGUGAGGAUCAUGGAGAAGGGCAGUGUCAUUUUUUUUUUCUUAAAGAGUUGACAUAAGCAAAUUUCACUCAUGAUACUCUGGGUGUCUGCUGGGAAAAGGAACAGAAGGAUUAGUGUUUAAAACAGACAUUAUAGUCUUCACUUAAUCGUCAUUAUUAAUGGUGCUUUGUACCUCUUAAUGUUAGUACAUGAAGUAAAGCUGGACCGAAAAAGAGCACAUGUUGUCAAAAAAAUUUAGUUAAGCGACAGUUAUUCCCUAAUCUAGGAGAUUUUUCAGUCCAAAGGUAUUUUGGUGUUUCUGAACUCUCGAGGAAGGGGCUCUACUGAUGUGCUUAAUGUUACUGUCACAUGUCUCGCCUCCAAUGAGUCCUGGGACCCCAAAGCCCAGUCCUGUCCCCGGUCCCCAGUCCCCAGCCUUCUCACCACAUCGCUGCCCUGUGCAGCAGCUCUAUACACGACUGUUAACUGGCAGUGGCAGUCUGCCCCUCCGACAGACCGCCUUGCCUUUUAAUGAAGUGCCAAAUAAUAACGUUCCCCACAAUGCUGCCAGGAACUGAGGAAUGAAAGGUUCGGGAGAAAUGAGAAACACAUUACCUCUUGUUUGAAGUCUUGAUACACUGAUGGAUUAUGCAUUUUAAAUUUCUGCAAACAGAUAACCUAUUUUAGCAAGAUGUUAGCAAGGAGGAAAAGUUGAAUCAGAUUUAGAAAAAAAAAAAAAAAAAAAACAGACAAAAAAAAAACAGGAGCCAUUUCAAAGCAAACAUCAGCUGAGUUGAUAUUCCACCAUGAUCAGCCUACCACUAGUGCUCUGGCUGUUUUAAUAUUCAGCAUAUGGCUGGUCUGACCCUUUGACCGAUCUUUCACUGACAAAAUGCUAUGCCUUUCCAUCAUACUGGAAUUUAUUACUGUUUAUGUUUUAUUUCUGUGUUAUAGAUUUAUUUCCUUUUUUUCUCAGGGUGCUGUCAUAGAGGCUUGUAAUAGAGCAGGCUAUUUUGUGCAUUUAUUCAACAAAAAUUCAAACAUACAGUACAUUUAAAACUUAUAUGAGCAUAUUUUCGUAUAAUGUAUCUUUAACCUCCCUCUAUUUAUAUGCCAGUAUAGCCAUGAUUUCUUCCAGAUUCGCUCAUUUCUACUCACCGUCUCCCUACAUCACGUUGGGGUACAGUUGCCUUUCGGGUCUGCCCCUCCACAGCACAGGUGGUCGGGGCUUUGAUCACUACGCUCAUUAAAUCCUAGAGUUAAUCUUUCUCAGAUGGAUCUCCCAAAGGUUGGCCAGGGCCACUUAGUCCCACUUAGUCUGAGCUCAUUGUUAAAUUGACUUAGACUGAAACCACACCCUUCCCCCUUUUCAAUCUACAAACCCCUGCUGAUUCAAUGUGUAAGCAUGUAACAUAUUAGGACUGUGACCACCUUGUAUAUUAGGUGUGCAGAACAGCUUCCUAAUUGUGUUUUUUUUUCAUACAAAUCUUAGGAAAGAAAUAUAUAAAUAAGUAAAUGGCUUUGAUCUUUAAUCUGCAGUCUGAUCAGCAAACUCCCUUAGUUCAUAUCAGUUUUGACCAAAUACACAUCCGAUAACUGGUUAACCUAGAUUUCCGACAGUUUUUUUUUUUUUCCCCUCUCACCAUGUCUCAUGCAAAUAUUAUAAUAAAAUGCAGAGUCUUCUCAAUCCCAGCAUGAGAAGCUUUUAUUAAGAGAGUAUCUAGAAUCACAGUGGUAAUCCACCCAGCCAAGCUCACCUUGAUUAAAAAUGUAUUAGAUCCUAGGGCACUGUGAAGUGUAAUAAUUUCAGUUCCUCGAUUAUUUUUUCAUACCCUCACAGACAGAGAUGUAGAUUUCAUUAAUGCUCCUCGGGAGUGAGACAGCUUUGCUCAGGAUGUCUCAUGUAUUAUUGGGGAAAACAGUAGAAAGAUAUGAGCUGGGGAUGAAAGUUCAAAGCCGCAGGAGUUGGGAUCCUGGAAGUAAGACUGGGUCAUGAUAAGGGGUUCAAAUGAAUAUUUCCCCCAUCUCAGAAGUUAUUGUUAUGGAGCCGAGCGACGUCUGUAUCCGCACUGUUCUUCAUGAAUGUAUCCUCACCAUCUGCACCAGCCAUGCUGCCCUUUCAGAGACCAGAGCACACCAAUGUUUAAGCGAAGAACCUUUCUUAAUCUUGGCCUGGUUAUCGGUUGAAUCCAAAAAAAAAAAAAAGAUCAAAAGCCAAAUAUUCAAUGGAAAUCCAAAGCUUCUGGUGUCAACUAGUCCCAACAAAUAGACGUGGCUUUGCUCCAAGACUUCUCUGCAUGGGUUUGCAAGGCUGCACUUUUUUGCAAUUUCCAUAUGCUGCUGGAAAAAUACACCCUGAAAACAAGAGUCUCUUGAUAUGGAAUGGUUUUCCAGUGUAAUUGUGACAAUUUUCUGUCUGAUUCUUGUCUAGCUGGUUGUCCAAAGCUUACUUUUUGAAUACAGUGUGAAAAGCUGUAUCUUUUGUGGAUGUAACAAAAUAGAAAAGUAGUCUACAGCACAUUAUGUCGUGGACACGUGAAAGCUUUCAGGCAUUCUUUUCUGGUAGAUCUUAGCUCACAGCCCUCCCCUGCACAUCAGGUUAAUGGGCCUGGUGGUGUGGAAGGACAAGCACGUCCAGGCUCGUAUUGAAAUGGUAAACCAAUACAAUAUGCUCGGGGAGCAGAACCAUUUUCCUUAAUGGUGUUUUCCAGCAAGGCUUACACAAGAGAAACAAUUCCUAUCCUCUCAAUGUUUCCUCUCUGAUUCCUCUUCUCUGUGACCAUCACAAGGCCUGAGUAAUGUUCCUAUGCACUUGUUAGCAUGUUUUCCUGGUAGAAAAAUGUUUGUUCUGAGAACCCCCUGCCCCACCCCACCCCCCAGUGUAUUUAAUGAUUUUGUCCAAAUGAAUUUGGCAGGGAAUUGUUAGACUAAAUGAUGAGAAGAGAGGUAGAUAUGUGUUACUGGUGGAGUUGAAAGUAAAUGAAAGUAAACUAGAAGCAGAUUCUAAAAUAUUAGUUUAGCCAUCCAUCUCCAUUUCUUUAUAGUUAUGGAUACAACAUCCCCAUACAAAAUAAUCAUCUUAAAAAACAAGGUUUUUUUUCUCUCUUUUAAUCAUAUCAUCACUCUGCUCUGAGUUCUCUUUCUCAUAAAAUUCCUUUUAUAUUUACCAAACAUUUUAUUGAUUACAGUAAUGGAAGCAGAAUUGGCACACAACACAUUCCACGAUUUUACCUUGUGAAUCUCGAAGCCCAUCAAACUGCAUCAUGUUGGCCCUCGGAGUGUGUGUCUGCAGGAUCGAGUGGCUGAUAUUCAAUCCGAUGCAUACACACUUUUCCGCUGGCUGGGCAAUCCAAAAGAUAACUAGAUUCCGACUCCCGUGAGAAACGACUAUGAUCUGUCAUUAUCCUGGAGCCUCAAAAUGAGACUUCCUACACCCAGAAUAGCACAGGCCCCUCCUGCCUUUAUUGCGACACAUCCUCCAUUAAUGUAACCGCAGUGUCCAAGAGCAGUCACGUUCAGAACAAUCGUUGGAGAAAUGCAGCCUGUGGGCUCACACGCCAUCAAAACAGUGUUACUCAAGCAGAUACCAUUUGAAAGACAGUGUAUUACUCCUAAAAACUUAUAUUCUGUUUAUGGUGUGUGCUCAUAUUACUCACCAGGCCAAAUGUACAGUCCCUGUCUCUGUUUUGAUGUUGAACUGGGCAAAAAUAAAUGACAUGAAUAAAUAAAUAAAACAAGUGUAUCAGAAAUGGUUGAAAUACUGUGUACAUAUUUGAACUUUUGGUUUCUAAUUUAUAAAAGAUAAGCUUUAGCUCUUGGAGUACUUAUUUUACUUUUUCCUUUCAUGCGUAGCUUUGUGUUUUUAUUUUCUAUUUCUGUAAAGUGUGUAAAUAUAUCUUUAUGAUAAUAAGUAAUAUUAAAAAUCUUAUUUUAAGAAAAUAA